Hypoxylon fragiforme is the source of this 1641-nucleotide messenger RNA. RefSeq names its product beta-lactamase family protein. The transcript is spliced from 2 exons. Lineage: Eukaryota; Fungi; Ascomycota; Sordariomycetes; Xylariales; Hypoxylaceae. The record is from RefSeq and is a predicted model, not a curated record. The coding region runs from base 1 to 1506 and encodes 501 amino acids.
AUGGACUAUUUCAAAUCCCCAGCAUUCACUACCCGCGUCGAGGAGCUCAUGGCCCAAAACCAUGUACCGGGCCUCGCGAUCGCAGUGGUGCAGGAUAACGAAACGGCUUCUGCUGGCUAUGGACACGCUUCUCUUGAGCCCUCGGUGCCCUGUACGGCAGAUACGCUAUUCGACAUCGCGUCAUCUUCCAAAUCGUUGACUGCAGCAUCGGUUGGGCUAUUAGUGGAAGAUGAGGGGUAUCCAGAGAUACAAUAUGAUGCCCCCAUGUCAAAACUGCUCCCCGAGGACUUCGUGAUGCCUAGUGUCGAGUACACUGAAGGCAUCACGGUGGAUGAUGUGCUAAGUCAUAGGACUGCGGAAAAAUACAGACACGACCUUUCCUACAUGGGCCCACGGGCAGCCCAGCCCGACGACGCGCGCUCCGUCACCCGGAACCUGCGGAACCUCCCCGCCGCCGCGCCCCUGCGGGCCAAGCAUAUCUACUGCAACAUGAUGUACACCGUCGCCACGCACCUCAUCGAAGCCAAGACGCAGCAGCCCUUCUCCGCCUUCCUCGAGCAGCGGCUCUUCCAACCCCUCCGCAUGACCUCCUCGAGCCUGCAGCCCGCGCGAGCCCGGGAAAGGGGGCUCGGCGACCGCAUCGCCAGCGGGCACCGCUGGGACAAGGCGACAUCGACGCACGAAGCCUUCCCGCCGCCCGACUGCCCCGAGGGCCAGGGCGCCGGCUCCGUCGUCACGAGCGCAAACGACUUCAUCAGGUGGGUUGGAGCGCUGCUGCGCCGCGAGGCCCCCAUCAGCGAGGAGGUGUACCGCGGCCUCGUGCGGCUGCGCAGCUUCCCGGACCCGGACGCGAGGGGGCUGGAGCCGCUCACGUCGCCGGACUUGUACGCCGCGGGGCUCGAGGUGCACUACUACCGGGGCCACGCGGUCGUCGGCCACGACGGCGCGAUACCCGGGUUCAGGAGCAAGUUCUUCUUUCUUCCGGGGUCUGGCUUUGGGGCGGUGGUGCUGGGGAAUGCGGAGGGUGCGGGGGCGGCGGCUGCGACGCUUUGUCGCGCGCUUGUCGAUGCGGCGAUUGGGGUGCCUGAGGCAGACAGGCCGGCGAAGGGGAAGGGGACGGAGAAGAAGGAGAAGAAGAAUACCGACAAGGCUAAAGAAGGGGAGCUAAGCAAACGAGAGACGGAGAGGCCGCCGCAAGUGACGCCCCUGAGCGCGUAUGUCGGCAGCUACUGGAACCCGGGCUACCGCUCCUUCGCAGUGCAAGUCAAAGACGACAAGCUCUUCAUCGACGGCACGGACCGGUCGAUGGGGUUUACACUGGUGUUUGAUCACGUCGCUGACCAGACGAAGUACGGUGCUCGCUUCAAAGAUGAGCACGAGGAAGAGGAGGAGGAUCCCCUCGAUGCAGAGUUUGUCUUUGAGAAUGGGAAGGCGGUUAAAAUGGGAUUGAGGUUGGAGGAUGCUAUAAAAGAGCUGAUUUGGUUCGAGCGCGAGGCGGGUUCGUGAUAGGGAUGUAGGUUACGCUUUCUUUGGUGUUUUGGAACCCUUCACUUUGAGGUCAAUUCCUUGGGAUAGUUGCUUCCACGGUGGUAUUAAGGGUGCCAAUAUUUUGCCAUAGAAAGUAUGCCUGAUAUCUAAGGA